Molecule: messenger RNA, 1668 nt
Organism: Anguilla rostrata (American eel)
Lineage: Eukaryota; Metazoa; Chordata; Actinopteri; Anguilliformes; Anguillidae
Product: tumor-associated calcium signal transducer 2-like
Exons: 9
Coding region: 297-1229 (310 amino acids)
Cellular component (GO): membrane
Source: RefSeq, a predicted model, not a curated record
CAUCGUACAGUGCUGAAGGAGUACCAAUUUGGCUCUAAAGGAAUUUUCAUUUAUAAACCGCUGAUACUGCCGUCAAGUCUUAUUCUUUAUAAACUAUUCUGUAACGUGUAACUACACACAGGGCUACAGAUCGACAGCAGUUACACCGAAACCGGUUGGACUAGAGGAGAGGACAACUGCGAGAAGAACAGACCGCUCGUCUGCCGAAAGUGUGAUUCUGAGCAUUGUGCGCGGGACAGCCGCAAGGCCCACCUCGGAUAUCUUUUGAAUUAGGACCGUCAUUUUCAAGUUUGACAAUGAAGUCGUUGGUUUUACUAUUUGUUGUGGCUUUUGCAGUGGGGGCAUACGCUCAAUGUUCUUGCGACACUAUGAAGUGGGCAACGUGCGACGGAACCCCAUGUGAAUGUUUCCUUAUGGUUGGAAAUGGCGAAAGACAAGUUCUGAACUGCACCACACUGAUCCCCAAGUGUUUCCUGAUGAAGGCAGAGAUGUACCGUGCCAGGAAGGGCCUGUCCACCCGCUCGAUUGGUGGGAAGCCAACGGAGACCGCCUUUGUGGACAACGAUGGGAUCUAUGACCCAGAAUGCGAGUCUAAUGGGGUGUUCAAGGCCAAGCAGUGCAAUAACACAGAGGAGUGCUGGUGCGUCAACAGCGCUGGGGUGCGUCGUACGGACAAGGGGGACAAGGACCUCAAGUGCGAAGAGCUGGUGGAGACUCAUUGGCUGCGUUUGGAACUGAAGCACAAGGAGACUACAGAUGCUGUGGAUCCUGACAAACUGAAGGCUGCCAUUGCCACUGCUAUUGAGGCCCGCUACCAGCUGGACAAGAAGUUUGUUGACAGUAUUCAGUACGACAAAGAUGCUCGUCUUAUUGUGGUGGAUGUGAAGAAGAGUGUUGGUGACCGGAAGGCAGACCUGUCCCGUAUGGCCUACUACAUGGAGAAGGAUAUCAAGGUUCUACCACUCUUCAAAGACACUACGAAAUUUGAGCCCAAUGUUGGCGGCCAGAAGCUGGACCUUGAGAACAUUCUGGUCUACUACGUGGAUGAGAAGGCCCCCACCUUCACCAUGAAGAGACUGACUGGUGGCGUGAUUGCAGUCAUCGUUGUGGUCGUCCUUGCAGUCAUUGCAGGGCUGGUGGUUCUGUUCCUGGCCAGGAGGAGGGAGCGUGCCAAGUAUGAGAAGACUCAGGUCCGAGAGCUGGAUGAGAUUCAGCAGGCUCUCUCGUGAUUCCUGAUGCCGUGAAACUGAAGGAAAGUCCAUUGCCUGUUGGAGCACUGAAGGAAGAACCCUUGUUCAGGAGUUCGCACACCCUGUCACUCAUUCAUAAAGCUGGCUGCACCAUUGUGUGUGGAGAAGAAAUUUCCUUUUUAUGGGAGGGCAACACCAAGAACAGUUUCCCUCUUGGCUAACAUGUACUUUUCUAGUGUACUGUGGCAUUCCAAAAGCUAAUUUAUAUUCUGAAGAUUUUUUCUUUUUCUUGAAGUGGUUUGUAAUAUGCUGCACUAGUUUAAAAAGCCAGAUUGUACUGAUGUCAGUUUUAGGCAUUUGACAUUGAGUCAAUUUUAAAUGUUUUUUUUUUUUGAGUGAAGUUUUGGGAGAGUGGUGUCUAAACUUUCUUGUUUUUGGUAUUUGUUUUAAAUGGUUUGUAAUAAAAAUGUCAAAUUUA